Molecule: messenger RNA, 1029 nt
Organism: Orussus abietinus
Lineage: Eukaryota; Metazoa; Arthropoda; Insecta; Hymenoptera; Orussidae
Product: glycine-rich protein DOT1-like
Exons: 5
Coding region: 1-1029 (342 amino acids)
Source: RefSeq, a predicted model, not a curated record
AUGGCAUCCCGGACGGCUAUGAGAUUGUUCGCCCUCGUCGCGGUGUGGACGGUCGCGGCCGCGACCUUCGGCGGCCAUGAACACGUGCACAUCAAGAUCCACGUGCCAGAGCUCGUGGAGGAUGUGCACCACGAGAAGAAGAUCGUGAAGGUGCACGAGGAGCACGGUGGAGGUGGGCACGACGAGCACGUGGAGAUUUCCUCUCCUUCUGGAGGUGACAUCGGUGGAGGUUUUGGAGGUGGCCAUGACUUCGGUGGUGGCCACGAUUUUGGCGGCGGUUUCGGAGGUCAUGGGGGUGGUUUCGGUGGAGGUCACGGAGGUGGGUUUGGAUCAAGCGGCCAUGGGGGUGGUUUCGGUGGAGGCCACGGAGGUGGGUUUGGAUCAAGUGGCCAUGGGGGUAGUUUCGGUGGAGGUGGCCAUGGAGGUGGAUUUGGAGGUGGCCAUGGAGGUGGAUUUGGAGGUGGCCACGUGAUCACCUACAGCUCCGGAGGUCACGGUGGCGGAUUUGGAGGAGGCCACGGUGGUGGAUUUGGGGGAGGUCACGGCGGUGGAUUCGGAGGAGGUCACGGCGGUGGAUUCGGAGGAGGUCAUGACGGUGGAUUUGGUGGAGGCCAUGGCGACAUCGGGGGUGGAUUUGGAGGUGGCGGACAUGGAGGAGCCAUCAUCGUGAGCGAACACCAUGGGGGUGGCGGCUAUGGAGGCUCCAGCAGUUUCGGAGGUGGUCACGGGGACAUAGGAGGCGGUCAUGGGGACAUAGGAGGUGGAUAUGGUGGAGGCCACGGAGACAUAGGUGGAGGUGGACACGGCGAUGACCACUCGUAUGGGUCCAGCAGCUAUGGAAACAGCAUCUCUUCGGGCUUCGGGAGCAGCGGUCAUGGGAGUUCCAGUGGAGACAGCUACAGUUCCGGAGGAGGAUACGACUCCUACUCUGGAGGCCACGGGGGUGGCUCCUCCUACGGUGGAGGAGACUCUUAUUCCGGUGGAGGCGGAGGCCAUGACGGUGGCUUCAGCGGCUACCACAAGAAAUAA